AUGAGAAAAAUCAUUGUUAUAUUAUCACUUUUAUUACCUUUCGGUUUGUCAGAAGAAUUUAUUAUUAAAUUAAAAGAUUCGAAAUCUUUUGAUGAGUUUAUGAUAUCAAGUUAUGAUGACACACAAAAUAUUAAAAUGAAGGAUAUUUUAAAUGAAAAAAUUAAUAAAAAUUAUUUAUUUGGAAAUUUUAAUGCUUUUAAAAUAAAUCUGAACAAUGAAAAUAAUAAAAAUGUAGAAUUAUUGAAAAAAGAAUUGAAAAAAAAUCCAUUUGUUGAUGAAAUUAUACCAAAUAUUGAAAUUAAAUUAUUUGAUAAUACUGAAUUUAACGAAUAUUUAAGUUGUAAUUCAUUUGACUAUAAUGAAAAUCAAUUCUGUGAUGAAAGUGACGAUGAAGAUGAUGAAGAGGAAGAUGAUGAGGAAGGUGAUAGCGAUGAUGAAGAUAGUGACAGUGAUAGUGAUAGCGAUAGCGAUAAUGAAAGUGAUGAUGAAGAUAGUGAUAGUGAUGAUGAAGAUGAUGAGGAUGAAGAUGAUGAGGAUGAAGAUGAUGAGGAUGAAGAUGAUGAGGAGGAGGAUGAUAGUGAUGAUGAAGAUAAUUAUAAUGAUGAUGGCGAUGAAAAUCAUCCUAAGGAAAAUGACGAUGAUGAUGAGGAAGAAGAGGAUCAGACUGAUAGAAAGAAAAAACAUAAGCAUAAGGAUCAUGGAAGUGAUGAUAAUGAAAAGAAAAAGCAUAAAGAUCAUGAUAGAGAGAAGAAAAAAGAUAGAAAAAAUAAAAAACAAAAAGAUAAAAAAAAGCAUCAUAAUGAUGAUGAUGAUGAUUCAAACGAGCAUCAUAAACAUGUAAAAAGUAAAUUUAAAGUUCAAAGAGGUGCACCACGUCAUUUAGCAAGAAUUUCAACAAGAGAUAAGUUACCUUUUAAUUUUAGAAAUGCAAACCAAUUUGAGGAACAAUUGAAUUAUUACUAUGAUGAUAAUGAUAAAGGUGAAGGAGUCUUGGCAUAUGUUAUAGAUACGGGUAUUUUAAAGGAACAUAAAGAUUUUGAAGAUAGAGUUGAAUUUGGAACAGAUUUAACUGGUGAAGGUGCAGGAGAUUUAAAUGGGCAUGGUACUCAUGUUGCUGGUUUGAUUGGUUCGAAAACAUAUGGUGUGGACAAAAAAGUUAAAAUUAUUGAUGUUAAGGCCGUUUCAUUGACAGGAAGUACACAAUUAUCCCAUAUCAUAGAAGCUAUUGAAUAUACUGUUAAUGAUUGUAAUAGCAGAGUUGAUAAGAAAGCAUGUGUUGUUAAUAUGAGUCUUGGAUCAUUUUAUGUUAAAGUUAUUAAUGAAGCUGUUGAAAGUGCAAUUGCUGAAGGUGUUGUAUUUGUCGUUGCAGCAGGUAAUAAUAAUAUUGAUGCAUGUUGGUCAAGUCCUGGUAGUUCCAAAAAUGCAAUUACAGUUGGUGCAUUUGAUGAUAGGUUAGAUGUUAUUGCAAAAUUUUCCAAUUGGGGUGAGUGUGUUGAUAUUUUUGCUAGUGGUGUUGAAGUCAAAUCAUUGAGUAGUCAAGUUCCAUAUAAAUAUAUUAAAUAUAGUGGCACUUCAAUGGCUUCUCCAAUCGUUUGUGGAUUUGUAUCAAUUUUGUUAUCACAAGGUGUUAAACCAAACGACGUUCAGGAAGAAAUGGUUAAGUUAUCUACAAAAGGAGAUUUCACCAGAAGAUCAUUAAUAUUUAAACCAUUUACAAGUAAUCGUAUAUUAUUUAAUGGUAUGGAUCCAAGAGAUUCUUAUGAAAAUGAUGAAAUGGAAAAUGAUUGCGGUGAAGAUUACGAGGAAGAAAUAAUAGAUCGCAAUUCUAAUAAGUUAUUAAUGGAAAAGAGUUCUAAACUCGUAUUGGAUUUAGAUUUGGAUUUAAUUUAUGAAGAUAUUCGCAAUUUUAAACCAAAGAGAUGGAUUACAUUCCCUCUAAGAAGAGAAGAGAUUGAAAAUGUGGAAGUAAUUAAUAAAUUGAAAAAGAUAAAAAAUAGAAACAAAAGUAUUCGUGAAAAUGAUGAUAAUGAAAAUAGAGACAUCAAUAAAAGUCGCCAAAACAAAGGUAAGUUGAUUAAACGUAAUAUAUCCAAGAAUAAGAAAAAAAGCAAACAGAGUGAAGAUAUAAAUAUGAACUCAAAAUUAAAAGAUAUACAUGCACCAAAAGUUCAUAGAAGGAGAAGAGUAAUUAAGCCUGCUAUUUAG
Henningerozyma blattae CBS 6284 is the source of this 2205-nucleotide messenger RNA. Its product is annotated as S8 family peptidase. Gene Ontology annotation, molecular function: serine-type endopeptidase activity. The transcript has a single exon. Gene Ontology annotation, biological process: proteolysis. NCBI's taxonomy places the organism in Eukaryota, Fungi, Ascomycota, Saccharomycetes, Saccharomycetales, Saccharomycetaceae. The record is from RefSeq and is a predicted model, not a curated record. Bases 1 to 2205 code for a protein of 734 amino acids.